AUGUCUACAGUUGUUGAGGAGGAGGCUCUCAAAAAACCCACUGGUGAUGACAAUGAUCCGCAAGAUGCCUAUGAGUACUUUCACUCAAGGGAUUCUAAGGCCAUACUGUACAUUCUUGGAUCAGUUGACAAAUCGAUCACUAACUCUAUGAAAGGCAUAAUCUUUGCCAAGGGUAUGAUGGAUAAGCUCAAGGAGCUUUUCAGUCAGACUGACGUGCACGAGCAUCAUAAGCUUGUUGGUCUUAUCCAUAACACCAAGAUGAUGAUAGGGACUCCAGUAAUCAAUCAUGUGAUGAAGAUUCGAAAUCUAUUCAAGAAGCUGGAAUCCCUGGAUACUUCCUUCACUCUUAAAUAUAAGAGAAAUGUGAUUCUGAACUCUCUCCCCUCAACCUAUAGCUCAUUUAUCUACAAUUUCAACAUGAACAAAAUAGAUGUUAAAUUGACUGAGCUAGGCAAUAUGUUGCAAGAGGCGGAGAAAGCUCAAAAGAAGGAAAAGGGUAAAGUCAAUGCUAUAUAA
Macadamia integrifolia is the source of this 516-nucleotide messenger RNA. RefSeq lists its product as uncharacterized. NCBI's taxonomy places the organism in Eukaryota, Viridiplantae, Streptophyta, Magnoliopsida, Proteales, Proteaceae. The record is from RefSeq and is a predicted model, not a curated record. The transcript has a single exon. The coding region runs from base 1 to 516 and encodes 171 amino acids.